Mixia osmundae IAM 14324 is the source of this 1915-nucleotide messenger RNA. RefSeq lists its product as uncharacterized. The record is from RefSeq and is a predicted model, not a curated record. Gene Ontology annotation, biological process: proteolysis. NCBI's taxonomy places the organism in Eukaryota, Fungi, Basidiomycota, Mixiomycetes, Mixiales, Mixiaceae. Bases 43 to 1842 code for a protein of 599 amino acids. Gene Ontology annotation, molecular function: serine-type carboxypeptidase activity. Gene Ontology annotation, cellular component: fungal-type vacuole. The transcript is spliced from 5 exons.
CGUCACACGUCACUGGCCAACCGACCGGCGAGACGAGCAAGGAUGCGUACAGCCGGCAUAGCCCUACUAGCUGCAGGCUUCGUAGCCGGACAGCAGCAGCAAUUCACCUUUGAUGCUGGAUCGCUGCGAAGGCUGCCUUCUCAGCUUCGACUCGAACAUGCCGCUGCCAAAGGCGCCGAUUCACUCUUGUCCAUCUUGCCCAAGCCCGUCAGCGAGGCUGUCUCGACCGGCCGACAGAGCAUCACUCGAGAAGCUAGGGCACUGCUCGACUCGGCCACCUAUCUCAUCGACAACGUCGUAGAUCGCACGCUAUCGUCUGUAUCGUCAUCGAGCGCUUCGGCCUCGCUCGAUAAGCUUCUAGCGAGCGAUGAGCUCGGCGAUCUCUUCGAGACCAUCGGACACUCCACCGAAUCUGCACUCAACGCCAUCAUGUCCAACGCAAACAAAGGCUUGCGCGCAUCUCACCGCGACAUGACGCCAGGCUUCCAUACGAUCGUUCACCCUGACCCCAAGUUUGCUCAGUACAAGGUCAGAUUCCAGGAACCGACGAUCUGUGACGACACUGUCCAACAGUACUCUGGCUAUCUCGACAUCUCUGACACCAAGCAUCUGUUCUUCUGGUUCUUCGAGUCUCGCAGCAGUCCAUCUACUGAUCCUAUGGUACUCUGGCUCAAUGGAGGUCCUGGAUGCUCCUCUUCGACUGGCCUGCUGUUCGAACUUGGCCCAUGUAACGUUCGUGAGGGCGGCGAGAAGCUCGAAUACAACCCCUCGAGCUGGAACAGCAAGGCGAACGUACUCUUUGUCGACUCGCCCGUUCAAGUCGGCUACAGCUGGUCUGAGCAAGGCGACAGUGUCAACAACUCGCCUCAGACGGCCGAAGAUCUCUAUGCCUUGCUGCAGCUGUUCUUCCACGAAUUUGAGGCUUAUGCCAGCUUGCCGUUCACCGUCGCAGCAGAGUCGUACGGUGGCAUAUACGCCCCCAAUGUCGCCUCGUACAUCCAUAAGAAGAACCUGGAGCUCACAAAGGGACUUCGAUCUGCAGCUGCAUCCAACAGGCGCAUCAACCUCGAUACCGUCAUGAUCGGCAACGGUUUGACCGAUGCCCUGUAUCAGAUGCCUGCAGUCGAGACCUACGGCUGCGAGGAGAAGAGUCUCUUCUCGCCUUCGACUUGCGAAAGCCUCAAAUCAAAGGGUCAAACGUGCGCCAAGCUCGUCCAAGCCUGCCGCGAUUCCGGCUCGCGCUUCAGAUGCAUCCCUGCCAAUUUAUACUGCUGGUCGAACAUGUACGGUCCCUUCCAGGAUACGGGUCUCAACCCAUAUGAUGUCCGAAAGAAAUGUGACCGCAAUGGCGAGGAUGGCCCUCUCUGCUACAAGGAGAUGCAAUGGAUCGAAGUCUUCCUCAACAAGCCAGAAACCAAGAAAGCGCUCGGCGUUCCCACCAAGCUCGAAUUCCAAUCCUGCAAUAUGGACGUCAACCGAGCUUUCCAGUUCCAAGGCGAUUCGAUGUUUGAUGCUGGUGCGCUGCUCGUACCUUUGCUUAAGGAUGGCAUCCGUGUCAUCGAAUACGAUGGCGUCGAAGACUUCAUGUGCAACUGGGUCGGCAACGAGAUCUGGAUGAAUCACCUCGAAUCGCCCUUCACGAAGGAGUUCGCAGCUUCAAAGGCAAAGUCUUUUGUCACUCUCGAAGGCAAGAAAGCAGGCACAGUCAGACAGGCAGGACCAGGUGCAGGCAAUUACACAUUCGUACGACUGUUCGAUGCUGGCCACAUGGUCCCUUUCAAUCUGCCAGCCGAGUCUCUCGACAUGUUCAAUCGUUGGCUCGCCAACAUCCCGCUCCACUAAAGCAUGCAGAUGCGCACCUUUCGGCUUUCCCUCAUUUGUAGUGUCCAAUGCACUUUUCAAUCGCACCCCAUGA